Messenger RNA from Vitis vinifera (wine grape), 1946 nucleotides. RefSeq names its product 65-kDa microtubule-associated protein 5. Gene Ontology annotation, cellular component: spindle; cytoplasm. Gene Ontology annotation, biological process: microtubule cytoskeleton organization. Gene Ontology annotation, molecular function: microtubule binding. Lineage: Eukaryota; Viridiplantae; Streptophyta; Magnoliopsida; Vitales; Vitaceae. The coding region runs from base 96 to 1784 and encodes 562 amino acids. The record is from RefSeq and is a predicted model, not a curated record. The transcript has 11 exons.
UCUAAAAGGACGUUGGGUUCUCUCUAUUCCCAAAAUGGAACAUAAUGGAAUGUAGAUCAAAAUCACGCUGUUGCUGAUUUCUAGGUUUUCGAGAAAUGACGACCAUUAGAACGCCGCCGUUUUCACCCUCCCAAACCACUUGCGGAUCUCUCCUUGUCGAGUUGCAGAAAAUAUGGGAUGAAAUUGGGGAGAGUGAAAGUGAAAGAGAUAAGAUGCUUCUGCAACUUGAGCAAGAAUGCCUUGAUAUCUAUAGAAGGAAGGUUGAAAAAACUAAGAAGCACAGGGCUGAUCUGUGUCAAACACUCAAUGAAGCUGAAACUGAAGUUUCUAGCCUUGUUUCUGCUCUAGGUGAACAUGCGAACUUUGUUCAGAAGGAAAAAGGCACUCUCCAUGAGCAAUUAUCUGCCAUAAAACCUGUAUUGGAAGACUUGAGAAUGAAGAAGCAAGAAAGAAUGAAGGAAUUUUCUGAAACCCAGUCUCAGAUUGUUCGGAUAUGUGCAGAAAUAGCAGGCAAUAUUCAGUCCAUCAAUUCUGUUAAUGCACAAGUAAAUGAGAGGGAUUUGACAAUGAAAAAGUUGGGUGGGCUGAAGUCAUACCUACAAGAGCUUCAGAGUGAAAAGAUUCUUCGUUUGCAGAAAGUCAAUAGCCAUGUUAAUACCAUUCAUGAACUGUCAGUUGUAAUGUCAAUUGAUUUUGUCAAGACAAUAAUUGAAGUUCAUCCAACCCUGGUUGAUCCUUCACAUGGACAAAUGAGGAGUAUUAGCAAUGACACCCUUGCUCGAUUAACAGGCAUGAUUCAUUCACUGAAGGAAGAGAAACUACAAAGGCUUCAAAAGCUUCAAGAUCUUGGGAGCACGCUUAUGGAACUAUGGAAUCUCUUGGACACAUCUGUUGAUGAACAAAAACAAUUUAAGCAUGUUACUUGCUUAAUUUCUUCUUCCAUUGAUGAGGUUGUAAGGCAAGGGUGCCUUGCUCUAGAUGUCAUUGAGCAGACUGAGGUUGAAAUUGAGCGAUUGAAAGUUUUAAAAGCCAGCAAGAUGAAGGAGCUGGUACUCAAGAGGCAAAAUGAGCUUGAAGAAAUUUACAGAGGGGUUCAUAUGGAUUUGGAUACUGAUGCAGCAAGACAAACACUUGUCAGCCUUAUAGAUUCUGGAAAUGUUGAUCUGUCUGAUUUGCUUUCUGGAAUCGAUGACCAGAUUGUAAAGGCUAAAGAGCAAGCUCUAAGCAGGAAGGAUAUUUUGGACAAGGUGGAGAAAUGGAAAUAUGCAUCGGAUGAGGAAAACUGGCUUGAUGACUAUGAGAGGGAUGAAAACCGGUAUAGUGCUGGCAGGGGAGCACAUAAAAAUCUGAAACGGGCAGAGAAGGCACGGAUUCUAGUCAGCAAGAUACCAUCAAUUGUUGAAAAUUUGACUGCAAAAGUGAAAGCCUGGGAAAUGGAGAAAGGAAUGCCAUUCUUUUAUGACAAGGUCCCCUUGUUACAAACCUUGGAGGAAUAUAUUGUGCUGAGGCAGGAAAGGGAAGAAGAAAAACGUAGAUCUCGGGAGCAGAAACGGUUACAAGAACAAUUUGCUACAGAGCAAGAGGCUUUAUUCGGGUCUAAGCCCACAACAAAAAAGCCACUGGGCCAAAGCACCAAUGCUAACACACUGGCAGGAACACCAGUCGGCCGCCGUGUUUCGACUCCUUCAUCCCGUCAUGGGGUUUCAGCGGGUAAAGAACGGAGGGAUAGUGGCAGGGGAGGUACCACAAUACCUCCAAACUAUGUUGCUCUGCCAAAAGGAUGAUUCAUCUCUCAGUAGAGUUGAACUAGACUCUUCGUCUCACAGACCAUGACUUUAGUUUUUUAUGAUUCUGAACUUGUCAACAGGUCACCAAAUUUGUUGACAACUUAAUUGUGAUUGAUUCUGUUGUGUUGAAAAAUGCAUGCCUUGUUCAUUCUCUUACAA